AGAUAAUACAGCAGCGGUGUAUUGCUAUAAUUUUUGUACUAGAAUGUAGAAAUUUCGCUGAAUAUAUAACAUAUUGUAAUUUUAAACUAAAACAUAGAUAAUAAAAAUCAAUAUGUGGUCUAUAAUAAUUUUAGUAAUAUUCUCAAUUAUUGCUUUUCUCAUUACCGAUGAAUUGAUACCCAAUUUGAAGGAAUUGUUCAUAAAAGCUGGUUUAGGUGGCAUAGAUUUAUGUAAAACUAGCAAAGAGAAAAUUCCUGAAGCAUUGGGAGUAGUCUCAGGAUGUGUUUUCCUGGUGACAUGUUUUUUAUUUAUUCCCAUAGUUUUUGGCAACAGCCUUAUGGACACUGCAAAUUUUCCUCAUAAUGAAUUUGCGGAGUUGCUAGCAGCCCUCCUGUCCAUAUGCUGCAUGCUGCUGCUAGGGUUUGCAGAUGAUGUGCUAGACCUGCGGUGGCGCUACAAGCUACUGCUACCAACUAUAGCAUCCUUACCUUUGCUGGUGGUGUACUAUGUCAAUUUCAACUCUACUACAUUCAUUGUGCCAAUGCCCUUGAGACAAUGGCUUGGAGUAUCAAUUAAUAUUGGUUUCCUCUACUACAUCUACAUGGGGAUGCUGGCAGUAUUCUGCACAAACGCUAUCAACAUCCUAGCAGGCAUCAACGGCCUGGAGGUUGGCCAGUCUGUGGUCAUUGCCGUCUCCAUCAUCAUCUUUGACAUCAUCGAGUUGAGGGGAGACCAGUACAAGGCCCACACAUUCUCACUGCAUAUCAUGAUACCUUACCUGACUACCGCACUAGCGUUGCUGAAACACAAUUGGUAUCCGUCCAGAGUGUUCGUCGGCGACACGUUUUGCUACGUCUCCGGCAUGACCUUCGCCGUCGUCGCCAUCCUGAGCCACUUCAGCAAGACAGUAAUCCUCUUCUUCAUACCACAAGUCAUCAAUUUCCUCUACUCAGUACCCCAGCUCUUCCAUUUCAUACCCUGCCCCCGCCAUCGUCUCCCUAAAUACAGCGCAGAGCUAGACUUACUACUACCUAGUAGAACUGUUAUAAUUAAAAAAGAAAUGAAAUUAUUAGACUCUUUAAUGCUUAAAAUCUUAACUGUACUACGCUUAGUAGAUAUAAAAGAAGACAAUGAAAGCAUAACUAUCAACAACUUGACUUUAAUAAAUUUCUUUUUGAUCAAACUUGGACCUAUGUCGGAAGUUAGAUUGACGACGAAUUUGAUGCUGUUCCAAGUUUUAUGCACUUGUAUCGCAUUUCUAAUCAGAUAUCCAUUGGCGUCAUAUUUUUAUGACACGUAAUUAGUAAGCAUAUUUCCGUUUAACUUUAAGAUUUAGAUAAAAUACUAAAUGAAUGUUUUUAUGAGCGUUAUUUUCGUUAUGUUAUUUAUAUUUUAAACGAAUAUAAUUUUUCGUGUUAUUAAGCUCGUUUCCAGAAUUUAUGGUUACCAAGCAUUGACAUAUAAUUAAGGACGGGUCUUACGGACGCUAAAUGGUGCUAGUUCAGUGGAGUCACUAACGAAUUCGAGCCAAUAGUGCAGUCUGCAUCAACCAAUCGCGUUGUGCCGUUAUACUGCACGAUUGGCUUGAAUUCGUGUGCGUAACACCGCUGUACUGGCCCCAUUCUUAUUGCCCGUAAGGCCCGUCCUUAGAUAUAUGUCAAUGGUUACCACAUUCACUGCCAAGAACACGCUAGGUGUGUUGGAAGGGCGCUUGGCCCUGAAAGUUUUAAACUGAUCACAAUCGUUGAAACAGUUGACUAAUCAUCAUAUUAUUAUGUAGAACAUUUAAAACUUACGCGUUUUAAACACCUAUUAAGAGCCGAUCAACGUGCUCACUAGCGCCACUGGAAAAUAAUUAUGAUUGUUUCAAUUUAGCGAUAGAUAUUUAAAAAAGCGGCCAAUUGCGAGUCGGACUCGCCCAUGAAGGGUUCCGUACCAUUUAUGACGUAUUAAUAAAAACUACUUACUAGAUCUCGUUCAAACCAAUUUUCGGUGGAA
Molecule: messenger RNA, 1998 nt
Organism: Cydia pomonella (codling moth)
Lineage: Eukaryota; Metazoa; Arthropoda; Insecta; Lepidoptera; Tortricidae
Gene: Alg7
Product: UDP-N-acetylglucosamine--dolichyl-phosphate N-acetylglucosaminephosphotransferase
Exons: 5
Coding region: 113-1300 (395 amino acids)
Biological process (GO): protein N-linked glycosylation; dolichol-linked oligosaccharide biosynthetic process
Cellular component (GO): membrane
Molecular function (GO): UDP-N-acetylglucosamine-dolichyl-phosphate N-acetylglucosaminephosphotransferase activity
Source: RefSeq, a predicted model, not a curated record